Messenger RNA from Artibeus jamaicensis (Jamaican fruit-eating bat), 4528 nucleotides. It is a transcript of the gene RMDN1, whose product is annotated as regulator of microtubule dynamics 1. Gene Ontology annotation, cellular component: cytoplasm; spindle microtubule; mitotic spindle pole. Gene Ontology annotation, molecular function: microtubule binding. Bases 97 to 1191 code for a protein of 364 amino acids. The transcript is spliced from 11 exons. Lineage: Eukaryota; Metazoa; Chordata; Mammalia; Chiroptera; Phyllostomidae. The record is from RefSeq and is a predicted model, not a curated record.
CGGAAGAUGCGCGGCCGGAAAGCGAAGGACUUGGUUUUCCUCUCGCCCUUGCUGGCUGGGCGGUACUAAGUGAGGAGUCAAUCCUGCAGGGAAGUCAUGGCGCUGGCUUCGCGGCUGUGGCGCUUUCGUCCUUCGGGGCGGAAUGCAGCCCCGGGACUUGGGCUUCCGAGGCGGGUUACCGGCGGGCGCGGAACGUGUAUGCAAGGACGCAGCGGCUCAGAGGUAGCUGCUGAGUUCUGGCUCACGGGGAGGGCGCGUGCUGGCCACCGAGGCACACAGGUGAUAGGAAACCCACCAACUUUCAAAAGAAGCCUUAUAUUCUCAGCCUUGUCUUAUUUGGGUUUUGAAACUUACCAACUUCUUUCUUCGGCUGCUGUGGUUUAUGCCACAGCCAAAGUCUUCAGAGUUGAAGAAAUACUCCAACAAGCUGAUUACCUCUAUGAAAGUGGAGAAACGGCAAAACUCUAUCAGUUGCUGAUCCAGUACAAAGAAAGUGAAGAUGCAGAGUUACUGUGGCGUUUGGCUCGGGCAUCACGUGAUGUGGCUCAGCUUAGCGGAACCUCAGAAGCGGAGAAAAAAGUCCUGGUAUAUGAAGCCCUAGAGUAUGCAAAAAGAGCACUAGAGAAAAAUGAAGCAAGUUUUGCAGCUCAUAAGUGGUAUGCCAUCUGUAUUAGUGAUGUUGGAGAUUAUGAAGGCAUCAAGGCUAAAAUUGCAAAUGCCUAUGUUAUCAAGGAGCAUUUUGAGAAAGCAAUUGAAUUGAACCCGAAAGAUGCUACCUCAAUUCACCUAAUGGGCGUCUGGUGUUACACAUUUGCUGAAAUGCCUUGGUAUCAAAGAAGAAUUGCCAACAUGCUAUUUGCAGCCCCUCCCAGCUCCACCUAUGAGGAGGCCUUAGGCUACUUUCAAAGGGCAGAGCAAGGCUUUGUGUUGACAUUUUUCCCUCAGCCAACAACAAUGUUCUCCACUUUUCUGUUUGAAACCCUAUUCGGCCUCCCAUUCAGCCCAGUGGAUCCAAACUUCUACAGCAAAAACUUGCUUCUUUUAGGAAAGACAUAUUUGAAGCUACAAAACAAAAAGCUUGCUGCUUUUUGGCUGUUAAAAGCUAAGGACUAUCCAGCACACACACAGGAAGAUAAACAGAUACAGGCAGAAGCUGCUCAGCUGCUUACAGGUUUCAGUGGCAAGAAUUGAGAAUUUUUCAAAGAGAGAAACACCUGAAAUCUAGGAAACCUGCCUUUUCAUCAAAUUAUAUGUAUGUUAACCAUAACUGUUCUGUGGCUGUUUUUUUUUAAUGUGACCAUUUAACAAAUAUACAAAAUUCUAGUUUCUUCACAAAGAACAAGUCAAAAGAGAUAAUUGCUGUUAGGGUAGAGGUGUCUCCAUUGCUCAGGGGGUGGUUACCAUGUGUCUGGGACACUAGCAGUUCUAGGUGGUGUGGCAUUUGAGGACUGAUCACAUGGGAGGGAGGGGAGCAGGAAGGAAAGCCCAUGAGGAGAGGCAAAUGAGGGUGCAUUUUCAAGUUGGACUGGUUCCCAGUUGAAAUCUUGCAGAGAGGGGGCAGUGCAAGUAAGGUUGGGGAUUGAGCGAUCUGGGUGUAAAGCAGUUAAAUGAUGUAUCUGGGAGCCAGGCUGCCUCAGGAGGGAACUGGAAAUGAGUGAUCUCUGUGUGUGAUGUGACUUUGUCUCAAGUUGGUUGAUCUAGGACUUGACAGAGCCCAAGUUCUGUUACUUUAUGGGUUGAAAGCAAUGCAGAACUUGAGGGAAAAGUGGAAUGUAAGAUGUUUGAAUAGGCAGACAAUACUGCUUCUUUGGGGCUGGAUGCCACCCUGCAAAGUCCAAAGCUUGUAAAAAAGGAUGAUUUUGGAUGUGAGAGUGUAUGUGUGGGGAGCUCCUCAGAGGGUCUGGUGUCACAGUGGGGAUCUGGGGAGGGGAAUGAUGUGCUGUAUCUUAUGUGCGUUCUCAGACACAAAAGAAAAGAAAGCAGUGCCCUUGCCUUUCUCUGUGUGUGUAGUCAUGUAUAUUCCUGGUACUUGAAAUUAACUGGAGAUGACAUAUUUCAUCCCUAGAUACCUCAUCAUCUCAUAAUGCAGCCCUGUUUCACAAAUCAAUGAUCUCAACUAGAAAUCCAAUUCCUUAUUAUCAUCUCAUACCCAGUUCUUUAAAUUCCUCAAGUGUCCCAAAAUGUCUUAUGUUCUUAAAAACCAAGAUGCAAGUGUUGUAUAUUACAUUUGGAGAGCACUCCCCCAUCUUUUCUUCCUCUCUGUGACUGUGAAGCAGCCAGGCCAGUUGUCUGAGAUCACAGGGGGCAAACACACGGCCUGGGGCCAGAAUCCAGCCCUCCACAUUGUUUUAUCCAGCCCAGUACCUUGUUUCUACCUGGUGGCACUGCCAACCUCCUUGCCCCUAGUUAAGGAGUAGUUACAUUUAUUUAUACAGUCCUCAAAUUACUUUCAGCCCUUUAAAGGCAACCUCAAGGCUGAUGUGGCCCCCCAGUGAAAAUGAGUUUGACACUCUUGAACCCACUUUUGAGAACCACUGGCCUACCUGACUUUCAAGGACCCACAGUUAAUUAUGUUGGCUCUUCUGUGCCCAACUUGAUGUUUAUCACUUUCAUUUAGAGUAACUUAGAAUGUUAUUUUCUGGAGAUGAAUUAGCAGGUAAUCAAAUGGGAGGUAAGAGGUUUGAGUAAAUGCUGUCUCCUGAGUGAUUUGUGUGUGUGAAGAAGGGAAAGGGAGAAACGUCAGAUUGUUGUUCCACUUAUUUAUUAAUUCAUUGGUUAAUGCCUGUUUGUGCUUUGACUAGGGAUUGAACCUUCAUCCUUGGUGUAUUGGGACAAUCCUCUAACCAACUGAGGUACCCGGCCAGAGCUAAAAUGUGUGUUUUUUAACUUUGAAAUAAUUAUAGAUUCAUAAUAAGUUGCAAAAACUAAUUAAUAUGGGGAGGUCCUGUGUGUCCUGCCCUGCUUGCCCAGUAGUGAUGUAUAACUGUAACACAGUCAGACCCUGUUCAGAUCGAUCCACUUUGAAGUGUUAUUUGUGUAUGUGUGCAGUUUUGUCACCUUGGAGACUUCAGUGACUGUCCUAGAUUCCUUACCAUCACCAGGCUCCAUGGUGCUGUCUGUUCAGUCAUACUCACCUCUCCAUCUAUCCUGAUCUGUCAUCUAUAAUUUUGUCAUUUCAGGAGAGUUAUAUAAAUAGAAUUCAUAUAGUACCUGACUUAUUGAGAUCCAUCUAAGUUCAGUCAGUCAGUAGUUCAUUUCUUUGUAUUGUUGACUGUUUCAUUGUGUGGGUAUUCCCAUUCAUUUAACCUGAAUCUAUUGGAAGGCAGUUAAGCCAUGGUAAUCUUUGGUGCUGUGAUCAUUAGGUACAUCUCGUAUCUCUGGGAUAGACGCUUAGGAGUGCAGUCAUUGAGCCUAUUGCAGAGCUUUUGUCUUCUCCCUGUAACUAAGGGGCAGCUCCCUCCUCUAGGACAUGGCACCUUCCAGGGUUCUAUGCACUUUCUCAGUCUCUGCCUUUUGACUCCCAGGAGUAUGAUGCCCCAGGUCUUCCUUUGGGUUAGACCUGCUUUGGGACUUCUGGAGCCCAGUCUGUCCCCCUUCCUAUGCAGCCCCUCUAGGCUCCUGUCCCAGCACUGACUGCUGUUUUAAGAUGCUUAUUUUUCCUCAUUUCCCCUCCUGUGUGUGUACACAAAUGUUUGUGUUCUGUCUUGUAAGCAUUACAGACUGGCCGGGUGGUUACAAGGACCUCCUUGUGGACGUUUCCUUUUUUGAGGCUGUGACAAGAAAGCUGAACUUGGAAAUUGGCUACUAUCCUGUGAGAACCCAGAAGCUCUCAGUUAACUUCUUGUUGGCAGUUUUCCCAACUGAGUGUUUAAUUAUAGACUGUCGACUUUGUAAAAUGACUUUUCUCAGACUCUACAACAAAGAAAACACCCAAUUCCUGGAGUCAGGAGGUACCAUGAAUAUCAGUAUGUACAUUAAAUACCAUGGCCUUCUGAUUGCAUUCUCCUUUGUGAAAAUUGGGGAGAGUAAAGUUGGAAUUUAGUAGGAGAUACCACUUUUGGACUUGUCUUUGUUGGUAGAACAUUAUUUUGGUGGCAGUUUUUGCUUUUGUGCAAGCUCACUCUAGACACUUUUGGCCUAUGCUUGGGCAUCACUGUGAUAACUUUGGCAAGGCCCAUGGAGUUCAUGUGACAAAUGUCCUGCACUCAGCAUUGGACUGUGGUCUUGUGACUGGAGAGUGUUGAGUAGAUGCAGAAGAGCCUCAAGAAGGUAAAAUGCCCUCUGAUGAGGUCACCUGGGGAUGUGAUCCGCCAAGGGAAAAGCAAAGAACACAAGUUUGGCUUUUAAGUUCAGUGGAUUAAGAAGAGUAUGUGUGUUGAAGGGGGGUGAAUUACAAUGUCAGUGUCGCUGACACAUGCCACCCUAUCUGCCUCUGAGGAUCAGAAGAGCUGGGUAGGUGGGCAAGCCAAGGCUGCAGGUUAACAGUUUUUCCGACCUUUCAGUUCUAACUGCUGAGGAAGGACAGAGA